GCUGGCCUCCUCCAUCACCCCAUCAACUAAGGUGUGUUUAUUAUCAUUUUUUUAAGUGAUUUUUGUUUACAUUUUAUUUCCUUAUAACUAUAUUAAUAAUAAGAGUAUUUUGCAUAAAAUAAAUAAAGAAAAGUGACCACACAAGAUUAUACAAACUCAACUCUUUUUUCUAUCUCUGAGGCAACUCCAGUGUCCCAUUCCAAGCCAAUGGAAAACCUUCCCCCAUUGAUUUACAAACACCCCAUUAGAAGAACCUCUAGGCGAUCUACAAUGUAUCUUGGUGUUAGAAAAAGGCCGUGGGGAAGAUAUGCUGCUGAGUUUAGGAACCCAUAUACCAAAGAAAGACACUGGCUUGGCACAUUUGACACUGCAGAAGAGGCUGCCAUAGCUUAUGAUCUUUCAUCUAUCAACAUUUGUGGCAUUGACAAUGCUCGAACUAAUUUUCAUUACCCUUUUGCGUCACUUCCACCACCCCCUUUGUUAAUUCCUCCACCACCACCACCACCACCGACUCCAAAGCUGGAUCCAAGUGUUGGGCUUUGUCCAGAGAUUGAUGCUGCUUACGAUGGUGAUGAUGAAUCUCUGAUUAUUGCUUCUAUUUUGCAAUGUUUUUCUAAUUCUGGUAAUUGUUCUUUUUAAUUUUUGGUUCCCUUGAGACCAAAAGGCUUGCACCUUAAUUAUUAAUUAAAUACUUGGAAGACCAGUAAUUCUAUUUUUUUUCCUUGUUACAUUCACCAGUCAUACUUUACGGCUUUCUACCCAAAUUUCUACGUAUUUAAUUACUUGUACUGAACUAUAGAGGCUAAAUUAAUAUUCUUUUUCUUCCGAUAAAUAAAUCUUGUUUUAUUAUGUAUGAAAAACCAUACAAAAUAACAAGUGGGUUACUUAGGGUUUUUUAUUUAUUCAUAUUGCCAGGUGAAUAGCCAAGAGUUUACAACUAGAGGUUUCGUUUAGGUCUACCGUUUCUAUUUAAUUUCAUAUGAUUCUUAAUUAAUAAUUAUAUAGUAAUAUCUAGACUAAUGGUAUAAACCAAGAGCCUUUUGAUUCAUUGAUGAAUUCGAAUUUUAUAAUUAGUGAGUUUGCCGAAACAUAAAAUAAUACUGCUCAUAUGGAAACACUCGAAUAAAGAUGCAAUUUGGGGGGUAGGAAUAGUCUCGCCAUCCCCGUUUGAAAACUGUUCCAUUGCAUUGUUUGAAAAUAAAAAUCGAGAAUUAAUGCUACCCAUUUGACAAAUUUCGAUUUAGUCCGUUGUCAACACCGUUAAAUCAAAGUAAAUAUUUUUUAUUUUAUAAAAUAUCCAUUCUAAACAUCUAGAAAUUUGUGAAACCCGAGUUUAUCCUCUUGCACAAACAAGUUCCUAAAAUGUUAAUUAAUUAACACUUGUUAACAGGAAGAAAGCUAAGCUUAUGGCAAAUAACAAUGGUUAACUAUUAUUUUAGAAAUUAUCAUAGCGGCUUUUCAAUUUGGCAAAAUAAACCAGCUCAAUUUGAUUAAGUUAAUUAAAAUAUGAAUUUUGAGUUUUAAAUUUGAAGUUUGAAUUAUUAUUAUUAAUAAUAAUUUUAUUCACUCGAAUUUUUUUUAUCGAAUUCAAACCUACUUAACCUAUUUAAUUAAAUAUAAAAUGUAGAUUCAAACCAAAUUUAUAGCCAAAAAAAAAUGUGAACUUCUUUUUUCUCUUAGCAUGAACUUCUUUUAUUCAACCCAACUGAAACUCAAAACAGGCCGAGCCCAAAUUGGAUUGUGUAACUCAUCUUAACAUCUUAAGCUGCUCCCAUGAAGUCCAUCAAAUCAUAAUGAUACUGAGAAAAUAAAACCAACAU
This is a messenger RNA of Abrus precatorius (Indian licorice), 1820 nucleotides long. RefSeq names its product ethylene-responsive transcription factor LEP-like. Gene Ontology annotation, molecular function: DNA-binding transcription factor activity; DNA binding. Gene Ontology annotation, biological process: regulation of DNA-templated transcription. Bases 208 to 639 code for a protein of 143 amino acids. The transcript has a single exon. Lineage: Eukaryota; Viridiplantae; Streptophyta; Magnoliopsida; Fabales; Fabaceae. The record is from RefSeq and is a predicted model, not a curated record.